Molecule: messenger RNA, 7492 nt
Organism: Dipodomys spectabilis (banner-tailed kangaroo rat)
Lineage: Eukaryota; Metazoa; Chordata; Mammalia; Rodentia; Heteromyidae
Gene: Rapgef6
Product: Rap guanine nucleotide exchange factor 6
Exons: 29
Coding region: 260-5104 (1614 amino acids)
Biological process (GO): positive regulation of ERK1 and ERK2 cascade; small GTPase-mediated signal transduction
Molecular function (GO): protein binding; guanyl-nucleotide exchange factor activity
Source: RefSeq, a predicted model, not a curated record
UUGCCCCAGCGCGCGCGGGCUUCUCUGUAGCCAGUCGCGCGUGGGCUGAGGGCCCCGGGCGGGCGGUGCGAAGAGUUUGUUUGCUCGGAGGUUGUGUGUUGUGUGAGUGCGUGUGUCUUAAAUCUCGGGACAGCUCGGGGUUCCCUGCCUUUCUUGGGAGGGCACACCCCCGACGUGAGGUGAAAUGGGCUGUCCGGUGAGCUGCUAGGGGGAAAGCGUAGGAAGGUUGGGCGGGGGGAGGGCGGGAGGGGGGGCGGCCAUGAACUCGCCCGUGGACCCUGGCGCUCGGCAGGCGCUGAGGAAGAAGCCGCCGGAGCGGACGCCUGAGGACUUAAAUACUAUUUAUUCUUACCUUCAUGGAAUGGAAAUACUAUCAAAUCUCAGGGAACAUCAACUGAGGUUAAUGUCUGAAAGAGCACGCUAUGAGAGAUACAGUGGCAAUCAAAUACUUUUUUGUUCAGAAACUAUUGCCAGAUGUUGGUAUAUACUGCUUUCUGGAUCUGUACUUGUGAAAGACUCCAUGGUCUUGCCUCCUUGCAGUUUUGGUAAGCAGUUUGGAGGAAAAAGAGGAUGUGAUUGUCUUGUAUUAGAGCCUUCAGAAAUGAUUGUGGUAGAGAAUUCCAAAGAUAAUGAAGAUAGUAUUCUACAAAGAGAAAUUCCUGCCAGACAGUCUCGACGAAGGUUUCGGAAAAUUAACUAUAAAGGAGAGCGUCAAACCAUAACUGAUGAUGUGGACAUUAAUAGCUACCUUUCUCUUCCGGCUGACCUUACCAAGAUGCACCUUACAGACAACCCUCACCCACAAGUGACUCACGUGUCCUCUAGUCAGUCUGGUUGUAGCAUUGCCAGUGACUCUGGGAGCAGCAGUUUGUCUGAUAUCUAUCAGGCUACAGAGAGUGAGGUAGGAGACGUAGAUUUAACACGUCUUCCAGAGGGACCUGUUGAUUCUGAGGAUGAAGAAGAGGAGGAGGAAGAGAUUGACCAAACAGAUCCAUUGCAGGGGCGAGAUCUUGUUCGAGAAUGUCUUGAGAAGGAACCUGCAGAUAAAACUGAUGAUGACAUUGAGCAAUUGCUUGAGUUUAUGCACCAGCUCCCUGCUUUUGCAAACAUGACCAUGUCUGUGAGGAGAGAGCUAUGCUCAGUGAUGAUCUUCGAAGUGGUGGAGCAGGCUGGAGCUGUUAUUCUUGAAGAUGGGCAAGAGCUGGAUUCAUGGUAUGUUAUUUUAAACGGCACUGUAGAAAUCAGUCAUCCAGAUGGAAAAGUUGAAAAUCUCUUUAUGGGAAAUAGUUUUGGAAUUACUCCCACUCUGGAUAAGCAGUACAUGCAUGGAAUUGUCAGGACUAAAGUAGAUGACUGUCAGUUUGUCUGCAUAGCUCAGCAGGAUUAUUGGAGGAUUUUAAAUCAUGUGGAGAAAAAUACCCAUAAAGUUGAAGAAGAGGGAGAAAUUGUUAUGGUGCAUGAACACCGUGAGCUAGACAGAAGUGGGACCAGGAAAGGACACAUUGUAAUCAAGGCAACACCUGAGCGUCUCAUCAUGCAUUUGAUAGAAGAACAUUCCAUUGUGGACCCAACCUAUAUAGAAGAUUUUCUGUUAACUUAUAGAACAUUUCUUAAAAGUCCUUUGGAUGUUGGAGUCAAACUAUUGGAAUGGUUUAAGAUUGACAGCUUAAGGGACAAGGUGACACGAAUUGUAUUAUUAUGGGUAAAUAAUCAUUUCAAUGAUUUUGAAGGUGAUCCUGCUAUGACUCGAUUUCUAGAGGAAUUUGAAAAACAUCUGGAAGAUACAAAGAUGAACGGUCACCUCCGGUUAUUGAAUAUUGCCUGUGCUGCAAAGGCCAAGUGGAGACAGGUUGUACUGCAAAAGGCUUCCCGAGAGUCCCCCCUGCAUUUCAGCCUCAAUGGAGGAAGUGAAAAGGGAUUUGGUGUCUUUGUUGAAGGAGUAGAACCUGGUAGCAAAGCUGCAGAUGCAGGGCUGAAACGAGGUGAUCAGAUAAUGGAAGUAAAUGGACAAAAUUUUGAGAAUAUUACAUUUGUGAAAGCCCUGGAAAUUUUAAGGAAUAACACUCAUCUUGCACUUACAGUGAAGACUAACAUUUUUGUGUUCAAAGAGUUACUUAGUCGGACUGAACAAGAGAAGUCUGGUAUUCCUCAUAUUCCCAAAAUUGCUGAGAAGAAAAGUAAUCGCCAUUCAAUCCAAGAUGUACCAGGAGAUAUCGAACAGCCAUCACAAGAGAAAGGAAAUAAGAAAAUAAAAGCAAAUACUGUUUCAGGUGGAAGAAACAAAAUCAGGAAAAUUUUGGAUAAAACACGAUUUAGCAUCCUGCCUCCAAAACUGUUUAGUGAUGGAGGCCUGAGCCAGUCACAAGAUGACAGCAUUGUGGGAACCAGACAUUGUAGACACAGCCUGGCUAUAAUGCCUAUUCCUGGAACACUCUCGUCCAGCAGCCCUGAUCUCCUGCAGCCUACUACCAGCAUGUUGGAUUUUUCUAAUCCUUCAGAUAUUCCUGAUCAAGUCAUAAGAGUUUUCAAAGCAGAUCAACAGAGCUGCUACAUUAUCAUCAGUAAAGACACUACAGCUAAAGAAGUGGUUUGUCACGCUGUUCAUGAAUUUGGUUUGACUGGGGCAACCGAUACGUAUUCUCUCUGUGAAGUUUCUGUUACUCCUGAGGGUGUCAUAAAGCAGAGAAGACUUCCAGACCAGUUCUCCAAACUAGCUGAUAGAAUUCAACUCAAUGGAAGGUAUUACUUAAAAAAUAACAUGGAAACAGAGACAUUAUGUUCAGAUGAAGAUGCACAAGAGCUUGUAAAGGAAAGCCAGCUGUCCAUGCUGCAGCUUAGUACCAUUGAAGUGGCCACCCAGCUGUCCAUGAGGGACUUUGACUUAUUUCGUAAUAUUGAGCCUACUGAAUACAUUGAUGAUCUUUUCAAGUUAGAUUCCAAGAGGGGAAAUGCUCACUUGAAAGAGUUUGAGGACAUUGUGAACCAAGAGACAUUCUGGGUUGCCUCAGAGAUUUUAACGGAAUCAAAUCAGCUCAAACGAAUGAAAAUCAUUAAACAUUUUAUUAAAAUUGCACUUCAUUGUCGAGAAUGUAAGAACUUCAAUUCCAUGUUUGCUAUAAUAAGUGGCUUAAAUCUGGCACCUGUAGCACGACUUAGAGGUACUUGGGAAAAGUUACCAAGCAAAUAUGAGAAACAUCUCCAGGAUCUACAAGACCUUUUUGAUCCAUCAAGAAACAUGGCAAAAUACAGAAAUAUUCUCAGUAGUCAAAGCAUGCAGCCUCCAAUCAUCCCACUCUUCCCUGUUGUCAAGAAAGACAUGACAUUUCUACAUGAAGGAAACGACUCCAAAGUAGAUGGCCUAGUAAACUUUGAGAAGCUAAGAAUGAUUGCCAAGGAAAUUCGUCAAGUUGUUCGAAUGACUUCUGCAAAUAUGGACCCCGCUAUGAUGUUCCGACAGAGGAAGAAGAGGUGGCGGAGUCUGGGGUCAUUGAGUCAAGGCAGCACAAAUUCAAACAUGCUGGAUGUGCAAGGAGGUACUCACAAAAAACGGGCACGCCGCAGCUCUCUGCUGAACGCCAAGAAGCUGUAUGAGGAGGCCCAAAUGGCACGCAAAGUGAAGCAGUAUCUCUCAGGUCUGGAUGUGGAGACAGAUGAGGAGAAGUUCCAGGUGAUGUCACUGCAGUGGGAGCCUGCAUAUGGUACCUUGACCAAGAAUUUAAGUGAGAAAAGAUCAGCCAAAUCAUCUGAAAUGUCUCCUGUGCCUUUGAGGUCAGCUAGCCAAACAGCUAAAGCCCACCUGCAUCAGCCCCACAGGGGGAGCCAGAUGCUUCCGGUGCCCGCCGUUAACCUGCAUCCCGUCAGGAAGAAGGUGCAAGCUAGAGACACUGCACUGAUUUUAGGUACAAAUUUACCUCAGAAAGUUUUAGGCACUGAAGAAGUCAGUGGUAAGAGACAUGCAGAAGACACUGUCUCCGUGGCGUCCUCUCUGCAUUCCAGUCCCCCUGCGUCUCCUCAGGGCUCCCUGCGCAAAGGUUACACACUUUUACCAUCAGCUAAAUCUGACAACUUGUCUGAAUCCAGCCACAGCGAGAUUUCCUCCAGGUCCAGCAUCGUUAGCAACUGCUCUGUGGACUCCAUGUCAGCUGCACUUCCAGAUGAGCGGGGUUUGUCCCAGCCCCUGACUGGCCCCGAGUUCAGUGCCCCCUUGGAAAAGGCCGAUCCCCCUCUGGGAAUAGGAGAGCACAGUCAGCUUGGUUCUGGGUGGGCACUUUCGAAGCCAUCUUUAAUCAAGGGCUUAGCCGUCUCAUCUUCCACGAGCAAUGAGGAAAUUUCUCAUGAGCACGUCAUCAUAGAAGCUGCCGACAGCGGUCGAGGAAGUUGGACUUCCUGUUCAAGCAGUUCCCAUGACAACUUCCAAAACCUUCCAAACCCAAAAAGCUGGGACUUUUUGAAUUCCUACAGACAUACUCAUUUGGACGAUCCCAUUGCUGAAGUUGAACCCACAGACUGUGAGCCCCAUUCCUGUCCUAAAAGCUGCUCUCGGACUUGUGGCCAGUGUAAAGGAAGCCUGGAGACUGAUGAGCUGCGACAGAGUUGGGCUUCAUCCAGCUCGCUGUCAGACGCGAGUGAGCCCAACUACGGGACAGUGAGACGCAGAGUGACGGACAGGACCCCUGCCAACACAGCCGACAGCUCGGACCCCAAGGACGCCACUGACCCACUUUACAAAACUGUCACUUCAAGUACGGAGAAGGGCUUGAUUGUAUACUGUGUCACAUCACCCAGGAAGGACGGUAGGUUUAGGGAGCCGCCUCCCACUCCUCCAGGAUACCUGGGGAUCUCUCUAGCCGACCUCCAGGAAGGACCCCACCCGCACCUAAAACCUCCAGAGUAUAGUGUGGCAGUGCAAAGGUCAAAGAUGAUGCAGAACAGCCUCUGUAGGCCACCACCAGCUUCUCUCAGUAGCAAUCCUGUGGCCUGUGGCCCCUCGAAGACUGUAUCUCAGCCUCACAGGCAUAAUUUGCAGCCAUCCCGUCCUAGACUAACAGAGGUGACUGAUGCAGAUAGCGGAGCAGAUGAAAAUGAACAGGUCUCAGCAGUCUAGCCUUUGAGUCGCCCACUUGAAUCUGGUCACUGGAAGUCGAGGAGCGAGCGGAGUCUGCUGGCUGCUGCUACUAACCCAGAGGCUUCAUUCCCUGCGCUCCUGAAUGAGACUGCCCGCCAUUUAGUCCCCGCAGGCAAGUGGUUUCCGGCUGUGGAUGCUGGGCCUGACUGCGCCAGACCUGCCUUAGGACUACAUUUGUCAAUGCAAACUCAAGUCGUCCCAUGUAUCACUAUUGAUUUUCCUUCCAGACAUCUUUUAAAGCAUAGUGGUGGUAUUAUUUCCAAGCCAUAGCUUGGGCUAGUGGACACAUUCAAAAUGUUGGCCAAUGCCAAGGAUAUUCUUGUGUAUUUGGAAAGUAACUUAUUAUUGAAGUACUGUGGUUUGGGGGGGGCGGGGGGGGGACUGAUGUGUGUUUGAGGCCAUAAGAGUGUCUCUGGUCCAACCCGACAGAGAAUCACCCUUGUGGAGGAGCUGGGUUUGACGCAUGCAGCGUGGUGCCUGGGCAGUGCGGUGCAGGGGGCGGCCACAGAUAGGCUGAGGGGCAGUAACUCUUCAUUGUGAAAGAAUGAACUCAUUCAUCUAUUAUGAGUGACAAGUAGAGAGUUUUAAGUCUUUAAAAAAAAAAAAAAAGAGCAUUGGACUCAUGAAGAUGAAUUUGCCAUUGCAGAGUCUUCUGCCUGCACACCACCCCUACAGCACUGGAUUGCAUCAAUCUGGAAAGCCCCCUGUGGCUUUGAGGCCCUUAGUGAAGCUAAGGAGCCCACCAAGGGCUUGGAAAUUGGGUUGAAGAUUGUGGGACAAAGAGCAACUGAGAUUGUCUUGUUAGGCGCUGGUGGCCUGUAAUCCUCUAAGUACUCAGGAGGCUGAGAUCUGAAGACCAUGGUUCAAAGCCAGCCCAGGCAGGUUGGUGAGACUUACCUCCAAUAAACCACUCAGAAAAGCCCAGGAGGAGUGGCCCAAGUUGGCAUAGCGCUGGUCUUGAGUAAAAGAGCUCAGGGAUAGGACCCAGGCUCUGAAUUCAAGCCCCAUGACCAACAGAGAAAAAGAUUGUCUCGAUUCAAAUUUUGGCCCUGGAAAAAAGGACUUAACUUUAAAUAUUUAAUAACUGUUUACUAGAUCAAGUGGAUUUUUACAAAUUGUUUAUAUAUCUUUUUCAUUUUUUAUGUAGAGGCAAGUAAAAUUUCUGUACCAAAAAAAGCCAAAGCCAUUUAUAGGUGUACUACUAGCAAGAUCCUCUUGAAGCCAAUGGGUUCACUUCAGAAUGUCGUUUAUAUAUGGCCAUGCAGGGCUUAGCUUAAGACAACCAUGGUUGCAUUUCUCUGUUUAUCACCUUCAUUUAAAAAUCGUAGUGUGUUUUUCUCAUCAAAAUGAUUAUCUCUGUUUUAGGAAAGUGGCAUGUCUUUGAAAAAAAAAUCCCUGGAGGGAAAGAAAGCAUUCUGAAUUGAAGCCUUAGAAAUUAGUCAGUCCCAGGUGUGUUCAAAUGCAAGUUACAUGGCUUGCUUGUAAAAGGUAACCUGAGUCCAGAAUCCUGGUUUGAAAGUCCAUUCCCUCUGCUUAUGAAUCUACUAGUUUACCCAUAAUUUUGUUUUGCUAUAACCAUCACUGAGGUGGUUGCAUUUUAUUCUCACCAUCCAUGAGUGCAGAAAAUGUACUAUCUGCACAGCAUGUCCAUCAAAUGGAAGCCUUACAUGAAUGGUGUAAACGAUGCCCUGCACAGAGAGCUGAGGCCUUGUGGGUUGGAGCUUGCACCAUGUGGCUGCCUUUGUUUGUAGCUAGCUUUAACUGUGAGUGUUUGGAUCAGCUGAUCAUAUUGAUCAGAAAUAAAACCAAAUGCUUUGUGACCAUUUAAUAUGUAUGAAUCCCUUAAAAAUUCAUGAAGGGCUGUGGCAGAGUGCUUGCCUAGACAAGUACCCCCCCCCCCCCAAAAAAAAAAAAAAAACUUAAUUUUAAUUUAGAGCACAAGAAAGUCCUUUCUUAAGUUUCUCAUAGAACCAGAACAAAGGAAAGCCUUAAUUAAGCCUGUAGUUUGCUUCAGUUCCAAAUACCUAGUUCUUACGUUAUGAAUGUCUAUUGAAGCCUGCAGGAACCCUGAGUGCAAACGUUUGCCAAAUGGUAAGUUUCAGCAAAGUUUCUUCCAAUCAAAGCUUUGGAGAACUGGUAGAUCCAUCCACAUUUCUAGACCGAAGCUUUCGGGACAAGAGUCCUCACCUCCACUCCUAGCUAGAAGUGCAGCUGUAGUCAGCAAACUACAAGUGGCCUUUCCCUGCUGUGUUCCAGUAUGUACCCUUUAGUGUCACUCGGAAGACUGAACCCUGUUCAUCUUUAGCUUUUGUUGUUGUGCUUUUUUAAAAGUUUUAAUAUUUAGAAUGCAAUUGAUCUUUUAAAACU